Messenger RNA from Stylonychia lemnae, 831 nucleotides. Lineage: Eukaryota; Ciliophora; Spirotrichea; Sporadotrichida; Oxytrichidae. The record is from the annotation of a GenBank genome assembly.
AUGAAGCUGGCAUUAUCAAAGAUGAAUGAAAACAAAAUCGAUGGAAUAAAGAUAUUCAGCAUGGAGAUACAAGAUGAUAGUUUCGAUCAAUUUACAAAAUCGAGGAAAUACUCAGAAGAGCAAUAAUAUAACUCUAUCAAUAAAUAUAUUAAUAACACAGUUGACUGGCAAAAUCUGGGUAAACCUAGUCUCCUAAGAAGAAAGAUGAUAUCAAGCUAGAAAUUAAACGGGAAAAGUCUUAUAUUAAAUUCACAUAAGCCUAACUAAUUGAUGGAUAAUAGAGAAACCUUAGAGUAUGAGCCAGAAUCAGAGAAAAUGCAAAUUAUUGAGCUAAGUGGUUUUGUAGAUUACUCUCAAACACCUUAACAAUAGCUUUAAAACAGUUAGAAUGAUUGUAUUUUGGAUGGUAUUGAUAUGUUUGUCUAAGUUUAAAACGAUAAGCAUUAAAUGACUAAGAUAUAAGGAGGAAUUUAGAACUAUCUCUAAGAGGAGAAUGAAAAUGGGGAGAGUUUCUUUGAUAUUAAUAGCUAUGUUAAAGAGGUCAUGAUGAAUUUUUAUGACUCCUAGUUUGAAAGAGGCUAUCAUAAUUGCUCUUGUAGAUACUGUUGCAUUCUAGAAUAUCCUAUUUUGAUUGAAAAAGGCAGGGAACCAAAAGAAUUUGAAAAACUCCAUUAGAAAUAUGCUGAAUUUUUUAUGAAAAAUCCCGAUUCUCAAACGAUUUAUGAAACCUAGUCACAAUAAGAUUCUAAUGAAAAUAUACAUUCGAUUGAGAAUAUGUAAAACAAAUAAAGCUUCAUUAAAUAUAGUAAUUUACAAUUGAUUUUGUUUUGA